Messenger RNA from Laccaria bicolor S238N-H82, 1431 nucleotides. RefSeq lists its product as uncharacterized. Lineage: Eukaryota; Fungi; Basidiomycota; Agaricomycetes; Agaricales; Hydnangiaceae. The transcript has 5 exons. The record is from RefSeq and is a predicted model, not a curated record. The coding region runs from base 1 to 1431 and encodes 476 amino acids.
AUGAGCCACGACGUCAACGACCACCGGCCACGUACCUCUGGGCGACGAGACAUACCCCGUCAAAGAUCUAACGAACGAACACAACCCUACCUUCUGUCGCGAAUCACUCGAAACUUGAACUCCCUCGCACUGAACUCUUUUGGCUCGUUGUUCUCUGGGCCUUCUCCUUUUAGAUAUCAAGUCGAAACCGAAAACGAAAACGAACGUGCUGCUGCUGCAUACACCCGGGAUCUUUACCCACCAGAAAGGAACGUGACUCUAGGGUUUUGUGAUAACCUCAGGAAGAACGGUGACGACCAGGUUUGGCAAGACAACAAUGACGCAAGUUCUGAUCAAGGCUUCUCUCGCUCGAGUAUGCUGAAAGACUUGACUCCCACUCCAACGCGCGCCACUACCCCAAAUUACAAUUUGAAUGCAGCACAAACACGUUUCCCUGAGGUUAAGCGGCUCUUGAAUAGAUUUGCUGGCUCGGCGACUCCAACGGCUUCUAUCACUGUCUCCGGCGACCCACUGGCUUCGUUUUAUGGUUUGGACGCGCAUUAUCAAGGAAAAGAACGAGAUUUGACCCACGCUGAGUUUCUCGAGCCUACGAUGACAACAAUGACUUUUGCUGCUGCUGCUGAUCCUGCUUACUCUGCCAACGCCCACGCUACCUCGGACCUCGAAACGCCACCCCUCACCCCGGACUCUCUCAACGAACACACAUUCUUAUCUUCUGCGUCUUCGAACGAUUCUGACAACGAACUCUCCGUCGAAAUUCUGCUAUACCCCACCGAAGAAGAUAACGAAGACACUGGCGGCCUCUAUCCUCCUCAAUAUACUCAAGAAAUCAAGGAAGGCAAGAAACCUGAACGUGACAUCUGCUACGAAACGUUGAUUCAAGAUAUACCCUCAGCAGAAGACCCACUCUCCAACCAAGACCUCAACACGCCCAUGGAGGAUAAAGACGAAUGGUACGGUCUGGAAUACACUCUCGAGCUCAGCUCGCGCGAACGCCAUCCCUCCGACACGCAGUCCUUUUCUGCCGGAGAACAUUCCAAGAGCCGCGAAUCAUGGGCUCUAAUCCACCGCGGCACGAUCCACCCCUUCUUCGAAGACGAGGACUACCACCAGUGGAAGAACUGGCAUCGCUAUCUUGACCGACAGGACGAGCGGAGGAAACAUAAGAAGGGUUUUGAGUUUAAGACGAGGGCGAAGGAUCUUGCGUGGUUCUUUGCUGAUGAAAUGAGGACGAGGGAUGUUAUGUAUUGGCAAAAGGAGGUGUAUAACGCUGUUGGGAGAGAGGUGAAAGAUCGGCUUAAUUACCUUGCUGCUCAUCGUCCUGACCCGUACUACCCACGAAAGAAACACGACCUUGGAUGGUACCUCAAGCAUUCUCGGUCGGUCGCGUGUCUUCGUGAGCUCAUGCCCAUUCCGGUACCUGAGGCCUGA